AUGGAGAAAGGGGCAGCCACGGGCCCCAGGCCAGGACCCCCACCUCGGUCCACUAAGAAUGCCCUGCCCCUGUCUGAGGACAGGUGGUCAGCUGACCACCCAGCCUGGGCCCCCAGCCUAGAGCCAGAAGGACCAUCAGACCUGGAACUGAAUGAAGGGCAGCAGCUGCAGAUCGCCAAGGAGCUGGUCGGCCUGCAACUCAGCACCCACCGCCUGCGGGAACAGCAGGAGGCCGAGGUCUUCCACCUGCAGAGCGAGGUCCUGCGGCUGGAGAGCAGGGUGCUGGAGCUGGAGCUGUGUGAGGAACAGGCCAGUCGGGGGCAGCGCCAGGCACAGGCACAGAGCCACCCCCGAGACCGCAGGCCCCAGCACGCCACAGGGGCAAGGUCACAGGAGCCAGCUGACCCCGUGAGCAUGCCCCAUGGUCCUGGAGGGGGACAGUGGGUUGGGCAGGCUGUUUGGGGGCCAGCUCCAGCAUCCGUGCACCCACAACGACUGGCCACAGCAGAGAGGGCACUGGAGCAGCAGGAGGCCCAGCGGCAGGCGCUGCAGACACUUGUGGCAGCCCUGGGCCGGCAGCUACAGGGAGCCCGAGAGGAGGCCAGGGCAGCUGGAGAGCGAGUGGCUCUGCAAGCUGAGGCGCUGUCUGCCUGCCAGCGCCAGCUCCGCCAGGCCGAGGCCGACAACAGCCAGCUGCAGAUGCAGCUCAAGAGGCUGAACGAGGAACACGCAGUUCAGCUGCAGCGCUGCGCCCGGGAUGUGGCGAACUACACAGACGCUGCAGGCCAGGCACCGGCAGUCAUGUCCCUGCAGACAUUCCUGGAAGCCACCCUGGAGGGCAUCCGGGCAGCACACCGCAGCCGAGAACAGCAGCUGGCCCGGGCUGCCCGCACCUACCGCAAGCAGCUGGCCGACCUGAGGAGUCGGCAUGAAGCGCUGCUGGCCGCCCACAGGCUCCCGCAGGCCGUCCUUGAUCUGGCCACUGGGGACCUCGAGCUGGCUCCUAGGCACCUGACAACAGAGCUCAGCCACCUGCAGGGCACCUCAGGGAAGGAGACACAACGUGGGACCCUCCAAGCCCAGAGGGGCCCUGGAGUAACUUCUCUGGAGGGCACAUCUGAGUCACAGAUCCUGGACGCUGCAUCCUGGGCCCAGAUCCGACAGAAACUCCAGGACUUCUCCCGAGGGGCCCAGGCUGAACUGGAACGGGAGCGGGCACAGUUGCUGGGGCGAGCCACAGCGGCCGAGGCUCAGCUCUCAGAGCUGCGCCAGUAUGUGGACCAGCAUCUGGGCAGGUACAAGCAGGAGAUCCUGAGGCUGAGGAAGCUGGGGGAACAGCGCCCCACAGCAGACGUCAUCCCAGCAGCCCAGCCCCCACGCCCGAGGACCCGCAGCCGCUAGUCCGGGGGAGACGGAGCCUCUCUCCCCCCUCCCCCGCACACCUCAUCCAGUAGCAGAGCCCUCUCCUACCUGCAGUGACGGCCCCCAAACCCCCUACUAAACAAAAGUGAGGCAGGA
Echinops telfairi (small Madagascar hedgehog) is the source of this 1518-nucleotide messenger RNA. RefSeq names its product coiled-coil domain containing 78 (gene CCDC78). Gene Ontology annotation, cellular component: cytoplasm. The transcript has 13 exons. Lineage: Eukaryota; Metazoa; Chordata; Mammalia; Afrosoricida; Tenrecidae. Bases 1 to 1401 code for a protein of 466 amino acids. The record is from RefSeq and is a predicted model, not a curated record.